AUGGAAAUACCGGAGGAAAUCAACACUAUGGUUAUCCAACAGGUAUGGUUAUAUUAUUUUCUUGUAGUAGAACAUUUCUUGAUCCUACCUUUGCAGUCUAAAUUUAUGCAGAAUACUUACAUGAAUGGAGCUUUGUGGAAGAAGUUCGAUGAGCAGUACCAACAGGUAUAUAUUCUCAAGUGCAACUAUGGGCAACAGGUAUAA
Messenger RNA from Suhomyces tanzawaensis NRRL Y-17324, 204 nucleotides. RefSeq lists its product as uncharacterized. Bases 1 to 204 code for a protein of 67 amino acids. The record is from RefSeq and is a predicted model, not a curated record. Lineage: Eukaryota; Fungi; Ascomycota; Pichiomycetes; Serinales; Debaryomycetaceae. The transcript has a single exon.